AUGGAGGCUACGGCCGGAUGCAGAUCAUGGCCAGCUCCAUUUUUGGACCGCCGAGACUUUGCAUCGUGGGAAGAUUUCUGUGCAUACAUUGAAGAAUAUGAAAGACAUACGCAUCAGUCAUUUUAUCAACAAAGUCAUACAUCCGUGAAGACACGCAACCAGGUGCUAGCAUCAUUUGCGGCCAUCGGUCAACCACUUCCCACUCAUCUUUUACCCGAAAGGUUUCAAGACUAUAUGAGAGUUCUACAGUGUGCACAUAAAAUUCGAGAGGGGGAGGCACGACUCCAUACGCAUUGGAAUGAAGAAGGGCCAGCUGAGUGCCAAGCUAAAAUAAGUGCGACGCUGCAGCUUGUUGAGAACGGAAACUAUCGUGUUCGUGUCACAAAAAUGAAUUUACAUCACAAUCAUCCGAUCACUAGAACGGCGACUUCUGCACCUGCAGCUCCUCCUCAGUCGAAUGCAGUCGUGUACGAGAUGCCUUCGGCAAAAAGGCAGCGUAUGGAUCACUCUCGAUCGUAUUUGGAGUCUGAUGAUUCCAGACAUUCGACACAAUCGAGUCUAGAUAAACCUCACGUACCGACGAUGGCAGACAUGCGAACGUUUCUACAGCACGUUAAAAUGCGUGUAGACCAGCGCAAUAGCCUGCAGUCAGUGGAAGAACGUUUGUUUACGUAUGUUAAUGAGUUUGCCGCAAUAAAUGGCAAUGCGGCCCGAAUCUUCAUUGACGAUGAGAAGGUUUUAUCCAGUAUCACGCUUCAAACGGAGCACAUGCGCAAAGUAUUCGAGGCAUUUCCAGAAGUGCUACGUGUAGAUAUUAUGCCUCAAACGACGGAUAAUGAAGCCAAUACAAACCAUAGCAUGUUCUCGCUUAUGGCGCACGACGUGCUUGGCAGAUGGCAGUACGUACAACAUGCUAUUGUGGAAAGCGACCGAACCGAGAUUCUUCAAACUGUUCUUGAUCAAUUCAAAGAAAACAAUGCACUUCAUUUACUAUUGAGCUUUCCAAACGCUCGUGUGUUAUACACACAGUUUCACGUCCUACGUGAGCUUCAUAAGGCGAUUGCAGAUCAUGGACAAGAUUUGACUUCAUGGCACCGAGACCGUCUUACGAGUAUCACUCAGGCACUGGUUUACGCGCCCACUGCACUCGUUUACGACGCAGAGGUUGCUACAAUGGCUGACGUGCUCGGGUCAAAGCAUCAUCCAUUCUAUCGCUAUUUUCUUAUGGUCUGGGACACGUGUCGCGAUUGUUGGACAACGUUUGCUCGUCAAGAUGUGACAACUUUUACCAUCUCAGAAAUUGACGGUCAGUUUGCUUCUACUUGGAAAGAGAUUUUUGCUGCAGUGAACGAUGACAUGGCUUUGGAUGAGACGGUAAUGGCGAUUCGGUACUUUCAGUCAAUAGUAGAGCGUACUUUUAUGCGUGACUUGAAGUCAGAAGUGUCUAAUUCGAGUCGGGCUGCUGUUCGAAGUGGUUGUGGUAAUGAGGAUUAUGACGCGGAAAUGCGACUUUUGGCUGCUGCAGUCAGUCCUUCCGUAAGUAGCUUGGUGUACCCACAGUACCGCUUUGCCAUGUCAAGAGGCGUUUAUCAAUUUGCUGAGCCAACUCGCGGAAAUUUCUUUGUAUCCGCUGUCUCGCCCAAUGGAGUUUUCUCUGACGAGCCAACAAAAGAAUUCUUAGUUGUGACGAAAAAAGGAUGGCAAUGUUCAUGUGCCUUUAUGAAGAACCAUCACUUGCCGUGUCGUCAUGUCUUUUACAUUCGUCGCAUCAUUCGCUGUAGCACUUUAGUCCCGAUGGAGCACAUUGAGCCUCGCUGGAUACUUGCGAUGGCCAAAACUUUUUUUGAAUUGCCUUUUGACAGCAAAUCACGUUUAGCUUUAGCUGAUAGGAUGGCUAAAAGCAUGAAGAAUGAUGAAGAUUCCCGCUCCGUAAUUCCUCCACCGGGAGCGUGGCGUAACUUUAUGGCAGCACAGGAAGUGGGGAAGCGCAUUAGUCAGCGAAUGAUGGAAAUGGAUCCAGUCGAAUUUGAUCGUGCAUUACGUUUUUACAAGCUCGUCGAGUCAACGUUGAAUGUCCGUCCGUUUAACUUGAAUGCCGGUGUAAUAGCACGACUAAAAAGUCAGCCUGGAGGGAUUCCAAGCACACCACCCGUCCGACCUCAUUAUGUCGAGCCAGAAACAACAAGAAGCUUAGCACCUCCCGGUGGUCUUCCCGAUACAUCAAAUGAAUCAAAUUCUUCCACUGAUUCUACGGUAAUUACAGUGAGGAAUAUGCGGUUGGCACAAUCUAGUAAUCGCCCUGUCCCGAAAUCGAAGCCGUUAGAUGUGAUAGAUCUUCAAGACGAUUCUGAGGAUGAGAAGAAUGACAAGAAAAAGUCUAACGGAUGGAGACAUCAAGGUUACGCUGUGGUGACGAAGAUGAUCCGAAGUCAAAGUACCCCAGAGACGAGUCGUAUGAGUAAUACGAUGGCGACAACACAGACGAGACCAAACCAUGUCGACUCAACAAAACGUGGGGAAAGAAGCCAGAUAGGCUUGCAAGCGCCUGGUAGUGGCACUUCACCGUCGCUAGAUCGACAACGUUAUGGAUCGUAA
This is a messenger RNA of Plasmopara halstedii, 2595 nucleotides long. Its product is annotated as Zinc finger, SWIM-type. The transcript is spliced from 5 exons. NCBI's taxonomy places the organism in Eukaryota, Oomycota, Peronosporomycetes, Peronosporales, Peronosporaceae. Gene Ontology annotation, molecular function: zinc ion binding. Bases 1 to 2595 code for a protein of 864 amino acids. The record is from RefSeq and is a predicted model, not a curated record.